CCGUAAAAAUGCCGGACCCUCCUGAGUAUGUGGUAUACACCGAUUCAGAACUUGACUUGGUUCGGAGCCAGUAUUUUGAACUGCUACGCAGUGGGAAAGGGUCACAGUGCAAGAUGUCUAAAGACCUAUUUUGCAGACUGAUAAGGAACACUGUAACCAGCAUGGUGGCUAUCCUCCGUGCCAGUAGUUCGUGUCAUGAACAGAUGUACCCUUCAAAAAGGGAAAUUCAGGCAGUGGCUGAGAAGAUUGUUGAUUAUUACCCUAUGCUGCAAGACUCAUCAAACACGCCUUAUCUGACUGUGUACUCUAAAAUGUAUAAGCGUAUCCAAAACAUCAAGUCCCCAAGAAAAAGGCAAGGACGAAUGCCACAACGGGGGGUACCUAAGAAGAGGUCUCUCCUUGAGUCAAGUCUUGAAGAUGACAGUGAUGCUUCAACCAAUUUGUCGGUUGCUUCAACAGUAAUUCUGCCGGACAGCGAUGAUAACGAUGCUGAGCUAAGCCAAGACCAGGACAGCCGCAAAACACAAGCAAGGCACUAUCAGACAUUGCAGACCAUGUACAGCAAACCUAAGUCUAAGCCAAAUGGAAGUGAUGUUGCUCAGAUUUUGGACUUGGAGUUCGAGGCCAGACGGGCCUUUAUUGAUUCUGAUGCAACAAAGGAAGAAGACAAGGCAGCCAAGAUUAUGGAUGCAUAUCCAUGUUUUAGAGAUCCCCGACAUGCAGUUGACGAGCUUGGGCGUAUCCUUGGUGGCGCCAACAGUAAAUACAUUGACGAUACCAAGAAAAGAUGGCAGACCUUCUGUACCAAUGUCCAAUUCUAUGGUCUGUGGAAGAAGGUCCUAAAACCCCCCAUUCCUGUGGAUAUGGCUGGAGCGGAUUUCACCAUUGCCCUUCUGAAGGCAUUACCAUCCCUCUUCCCAUCACCAACACCACCACCAAAACGUCUCGGAGGAGCCAGUGAAGCAUUAAUUCAUGUCCUUGAGGAAAAUGAGGAUCCCAACAAGUACCUUGAGAAACGCCAACUGUCCUCCCCAGUCCUUCUAUACGACGGCAGUACCUGCAUUCUCGCAAUUGGCAACUCCCCUGUGAGUACCCUGGAAGAUGUCUUCAAUGGUAUGCUUUCAUUGAUGGCCUACUACUACACCCUUCACUUGACCUAUCCGAAGUUUGUUUCCACACUUCUGUCUGUAAUUCAGACUGAGGUGCUUCAUGAUGCAAUUCAUGAUCGGGAUGCCACAACGGCGUACAAGAAGGCUAUGAAUGAAUGGAAGUCGUUUGUUAAGAAUUAGAUCAAGCCAUGCUUAAAUUUCUCCUGUAAUAUCCAAAUACAGAAAAACAUUGGUUGUUCAUAAAAAUGUUGCUUCUGCAAAAAUAUUUGUUCCCUUUGUAACCUUCAGUUUGAACAGGUUAAAAUAAUUUCACGGGGGGGGUUAACGUUUGUUUGCAGUUUCUUUUUAUGCAAUAUCCUGCUCUUGAUUGCACAUUGCUAGCAUUUAUUAUGCGUGUGCUGAAUUUAUUCACAGGAAAGUAUUUAAAGGUCCCAUGACAUGCCAUCAGGUGUGGUGGGAUUAGCCGUUACAGAUGGAAAGCCAACCCCGACAGAAAACAACCUAAUUCAGUCACGUAUCAACUUCAUUACGCCGUAAAAAACGCUGUAAAAUGUAGAAAAACUGUUUUUUACGCCGUCAUGCGCAAAAAAUGCGCCGCUUUUUACGCCGCAAUGAAGUCCUUUAAGAGCGCGCGUAAAAUACGGCGUCUCUAGUAUGCUAAUAAUCUCUGCCCUUCUUUUCUCUCAGCCAAUGCAUUUGUAGUGUUUGCGCCCAAUCGCUGAUCAAGACUAGCAGACCAAAUGCAUUGGCUGAGAGAGCCGUUUAGAGGGCGGUUUGAUGCUCUAAACUGCGUUUUUUACGCAUGCUCUUGAAGGACUUCAUUGCGGCGUAAAUUACAGCGCAUCUUUUGCGCUUGACUGCGUAAAAAACACUGUUAUUUUUUACGUUUUUUUACGGCGUAAUGAAGGUGAUACGUGACGGCAUGAGGUCGAUUUCUGUCGGGGUUGGCUUGCCAUAGUUACAAGCCGUUUUGGAAAUCAGCCCCUUAUGACAUCACACGGGUGGGCGUGUCCACCAGAUGUGUGCUGGAUAGAUCAGUCUACCAGCCUACCUAGUGGACUGUAGCAAACGUUGGACAUCUAUCCUUCUAGGUGGACACACCCACCUGUGUUGUCAUAAGGGGCAGAUUUCCAAAACGGCUUGUAACGGCUAAUCACACCACACCGGUUGGCAUGUCAUGGGACCUGUAAAAAAAAAUUAUAUCUUUAUGCAAUAUUAUUUAGAGAAGUCCACUACAAUUCAUCUAAAUUAUACCAAUUAAUCUAAAUUAUAUAUUGUAUACCAUUCUAUGAGCCAAAAUGUUGCUGGCUUAUUUGAUAUUUGUACAUUUGUUUCAUUUGUAUAUUUGGCAUAUUUGUUGGGUCCAGUUGAACUUCCCUGUGGAAGCUAAGUGACUCAUUGAAAAUCUUUUACACAUUGACUGACUUUUAUUUCAAUGCAAUUCACAUUGGCGAGAAAUUAAAGCAAUAACCUAUGUACUGUUAAUCCUGGUUUGUGGUGCCUUAUUACACAGCACAACAUUUACAUUUUAGUUGGUACACACUGGUUUUCCCCUAUGAUGUUACUUGAAUGAAUUUAUUGGUCUGCUUUUUGGCACAUGCUCUCUUCCUGGAUA
Messenger RNA from Gadus chalcogrammus (walleye pollock), 2724 nucleotides. RefSeq lists its product as uncharacterized. Lineage: Eukaryota; Metazoa; Chordata; Actinopteri; Gadiformes; Gadidae. The record is from RefSeq and is a predicted model, not a curated record. The coding region runs from base 9 to 1289 and encodes 426 amino acids. The transcript has 6 exons.